AUGUACAUGUAUCCUGAGAAGUACAAGUUUCUGGCUCCUCUGGCUGUCAUUGCUGGCGUGGUCUUCCCAAUCACCGCGCUCUUUGGCGCUAUUCUGCCCAGUAUCUACAUCCUCGCUGCGGUUGGUGGAGGAAGCGUGUUCCUCUGCGUCAGCACUUGGUACUUUGUGACCCAGCCGGCUUCGCCGCCACAGCCGCUGUCGAGAAACGAGUUGAGACACUUGCUCGGGCGGACAUCAUGCACCUUCUACACCUUCGUCCUCCUCUUUGCAGGUCUCUUCAUCCAUGCCAUGCUCACGCCGUGGAAGGACAUGCUGCUCGAGUUGGAGUUGGAUCUCACGAAGUCCUGGGCGUCCAUUGUGGUCUUGCUACCGAUGUGGCUGGUCGCGAACAGAGUGUCCACGGAGCCGGUGAAGGCUGGCCACGUGAUGAGCUUUUUCUGGUGCGGCGCUCUUUUCUCGGCGUCAUUUGCAGGCCUUUUCAACACAAGCCUUCUCAGCCUGUGGAAAUUUCUCGAUCCAGACUGCCACGCUGAGCUGCCCAUAGGCCCAAAGUGGCCUUUUGAGAGCCCCAGCAGCAGCUGCAUCAUCAAAGCCUCGGUGCAGUGGAUCUUGACGCCAGGCAUCGUGGAGGAGUCCCUGAAGUUUGUGGUGCUGACUCGGCUUGUCACGUCCGUGGAGGAGGCGGUCAAGUCGCGAGCGCUGACUCGCUGCCCGCGCAUGUCGGGCUACUCAGGCAUGCCUUGCUGCGGAUGGUUCCUGAAGCUGGCUGCCACACCGGUGGUGGUUGUCCUAAGCGGGAUGGCUGUGGGCGCUGGAUUCGGGACGAUGGAGAACUUGGACUAUAUCAAGAAGUUUGCAGACACGGUCUACAAGUCCCGGAGCAUUCUCCGUGCUCAAGUGCGAUCCUUUACGGCCCUCCUCCACAUUGCCAUGACAGGUACUUCCUCCUUCUUCUUGGCGGUGUCUAUGUUCCAUCCGAGCAAGCGCUGGUGCUUUAUGAAGUUGCCAGGCGACUAUCGAGAGCUGGAUGCCGACACGGUGAGAUCCUUCUUCAAGGCAGCAGCCUGCACUUUCUAUCGCUUUGACAAGGCCACCCCUCCCUUUGCUGUGUUUGCCACAAAGCUGGUGGAGGAGAUGUAUGAAGCGUGGUCCCCGCAAUAUCUGUCCUUUUACAAGGUUCAAAGUCUGGAGGAGCUGAUCGAGAAGCACGGGCCCAUGGCUUAA
This is a messenger RNA of Symbiodinium natans, 1224 nucleotides long. The record is from the annotation of a GenBank genome assembly. Lineage: Eukaryota; Dinophyceae; Suessiales; Symbiodiniaceae.